This is a messenger RNA of Condylostylus longicornis, 2472 nucleotides long. RefSeq names its product lipoyltransferase 1, mitochondrial-like. The record is from RefSeq and is a predicted model, not a curated record. Gene Ontology annotation, cellular component: cytoplasm; mitochondrion. Gene Ontology annotation, biological process: protein lipoylation. The transcript is spliced from 4 exons. Gene Ontology annotation, molecular function: lipoyltransferase activity. Bases 369 to 1592 code for a protein of 407 amino acids. Lineage: Eukaryota; Metazoa; Arthropoda; Insecta; Diptera; Dolichopodidae.
UAAAAAAACAUUGGCAAAAGAAUUCUAAAUUAAUAUAGCUGUGAAUUACAUAUAUAAUAUUAUUUACUAAAUAUAUUUGCAAAAUAAAUAAAAUAAAUAUAAGUGAACGAAACAAAGCGAUAGACAAAAAUAACUAUUAAACUUAAAAUUAUAUAUAAUUUCUCCCAAGUUUUGUAAACAUUUUUUAAGCAAUCAUUAGUACCUUGACAUUAAACUCGCUAAAAUAAUUCUUUGUUCCGUGAAAAUUUAAAAUUAGUGUUAAAAGACAAAGAAAAAAUUUUGAAUAUUCGAAGUGUAAUUAUCAAUUAGGUAUAAUCACAAUAUCAUAAUAAUCUAGUGCCUAAAAUCAACACAUUAAAAAGUUAAAAAUGGCAACAAAGUUGUUUCAAAAUACGAAAGCCUUUAUUCCUGGUGUAAAUUCUCUGUGUACGAUGUUUAAUGUAGGAAAAUGUCAGAGUUCAAUAACUUUAUUAUAUGUGUCUCCAAGAAGAAGAACGUUUGAAACAAGAAAAAUAUGUACAACAGUUGGAUUGUUUAACGAAAAAAAAUCUACAAAAGUAGAGGAUUCAGAAAUAAAGAAAUCUGUUUUCAUAUCACAGUCGAAUAAUGUAUAUACAAAUUUAGCCUUAGAAGACUGGCUCUACAAAAAUUUUGAUUUUUCACAUCAUCAUGUUCUAAUGCUAUGGACCAACGACCCGUGUGUUGUAAUAGGCCGUCAUCAAAAUCCUUUUAUUGAAGCAAAUGUUACGAAUCUGAUGAAAAAAGGUAUUCCUUUAGCACGGAGAAAUAGCGGUGGGGGAGCAGUAUUUCACGAUCGUGGCAAUUUGAAUUGUACGUUCUUUACACCAAGGGAAAGAUACAAUAGAAAAUACAAUUUAAAAAUUAUGACAAGAGCUAUUUAUCGCGAGUGGGGAAUUAAAACCGAUAUCAAUGAAAGAGACGACAUUGUAAUAAACGACAAAAAGAUUUCCGGAACUGCGGCAAAAUUGGGGCAACCUAAUGCGUAUCAUCACUGCACGCUCUUAGUAAAUUCCAAUAAACUCCAUUUAAAUGAAUCUCUGAUGAAAGAUGAGGUUAACUAUAUUUCAAAAGCAACGUCCUCCGUUCGUUCUAAAAUUAAAAAUUUAUGUGAUGUGAAUAAAAUUGUUAAUGUACCACAAAUGUUGUCAGCAAUAGGAUACGAAUUCUUAAGAACAUCCGCAACUGAGUUACAUGAUGGUGGUCGUGAACAAGCUAUGAAUCAACGUGGAUUUCAAUUAAUCAAUCCAACAGAAAAAUGGUUCCCUGGAAUAACAGAGAUUCGUAACCUUUUUGAGUCAUGGGAUUGGCGCAUUGGUAAAACACCUAGAUUUAGCGUCGAGAAAGAAAUUGUAAUGAAAUCGGUUGAUAAAGAACAUAAAAUAAUCCUAAAAAUUGAUGUAGAUAAGGGUUUGAUUGUUGAUAUUAAACUGAUUCUUCCAAAAACCGAACCGAUCCCAGUUGUUUCUAGUUUAUUAUCAAAACCAUAUUCUGAGGAGAACCUACACCAAAUUAUUAAUGCGUUAAAGUUAGUUUCCACAGCGAAUGUGAAACAAGCCAUAAAUGGAAUGUGAAAAUUGAUGAUUAGAUAGAUUAUGAUUUUUAUAAGUUUUAUUCCAAUUGACAUAUUCCCACUAAUGGAAUUAAUUUUACAGAAUUAAUUUAACAUCAUAGUUUUAGUUUUUUUAUUUGUUUUUAUAUUAUGAUCAAUUUAUUAACUAUUUUAAAUGAUUUGUUAAUAUUUUUAUAGGAAAUACAAAGGGAUAUUUUUCCUUAUAUUCAUUAAUCAUUUUUCAUAGAAUUAAAUGAGUCUUUAGGUUUAUAAACAAAAUUUUCAAUUAUAAAUACUACAUUAUGUUACCUUAAUCUAUAGCAUUUUUAUACUUAUUUUUUACAAAUAUAUUUUUCUGUAGAAUUUCAAUCAGUAGUAAUUUGUUAUGCUGAAGAUAUCAACGUUAAAUAAUUAUAUAUGAAAUUCUAAAUUUUAAAAAACCUUUGAUAACGAUGUAGAUUUUUCAUAUUUAAUAUUCAAAUUAUAUUUUAUUAACUACUUAUUUAAUCAUUUCAAUCUAAUUAAAUUUUAACAAAAAUUAUUUGUAAAAAAUAUAUAAUGAUAUUUUAAAAAAUACUAUAUAUUAAGAAAAAAUUUCUGAAAAAGUUUUGUUGCCAAUUUCAUUAUCACAAUAAUUUUUAAAAUGGGUUAAUAUUAUCUUAACUUAUCAGGUUAAAAUUAAUUUGUUAUAGGUUAAAAAACAAAACAAUUGUUAUGGGUUGUCUUAACAAAUAACACAAUACAUAUUAUUCUUGAAUUAAAUAUAUUAAUUUAAGUUUUUUUUUAUUUAGCAUAAAACCAUUAAUUCGUUAAGUAAUUUGUAUUACACACUUCUUUAAAUUCGUUUUUGGGAUACUUUUGAUGAAAUAAAUAUAUAUUAAAAAUGUGGAUUAAAAAUUGCA